UAAAAAUUUACAUUAAGCGAUACUGUUAUCUUUAAGUCUUUUAAAAAAUAUGAUUAUAUUACGGCGAUGAAUCAUUUGGAAGAUUUGAUGAGAAUAUUGUGAUAUUUAUACAAAUAAUAGUCUUUUUUUAGAACACAAUUUGACUUACAGUAUCUUUAGAUGUAUGUACUGUUUGAUACUAUGUUGCAACAUAAGUUGUAUAAAAUUCAUACUGUGUGAUUUAAAACCAACUUUACAGUUUUCAACCUCAAUACUUCAUAAUACAGAUUUUAAAACUAUGUCUGGAGGUGAUGAAAUUUGCCUUAAUGUUGAUUAUAAUGAGAUUCUAAAAGCUCAAAAUGAUAGUAGUGUUUUAAUCAUCGAUGUCAGGGAAAAGGAAGAAAUUGAUGAAACUGGGAAGCUACCUGGAAGUAUUCAUAUACCAAUGGGAGAUGUUGCAAAUACAUUGUUAAGCCUUUCUGAGAAAGAUUUUAAGGAAAGAUUUAAUAAAGAAAAACCUUCCAAAAAUACAAAGAUCAUAUUAAGUUGUAGAUCUGGGAAGAGAAGUGGCAUGGUUCAAGAAGAAAUUCGAAAGCUUGGAUAUGAAAACGCAUACAAUUAUGUUGGAGGAUGGCUAGACUGGGAAAGCAAUCAUAAAGUAUAAGCUAUUAUUAUAAUUAUUUUUACAUGAGUAGAUAUAUUUAUUUAUAAAUAUUAGUAAACACUUAUAUAAAAUUUCCUAACUUA
Molecule: messenger RNA, 726 nt
Organism: Bombus pascuorum
Lineage: Eukaryota; Metazoa; Arthropoda; Insecta; Hymenoptera; Apidae
Product: thiosulfate sulfurtransferase/rhodanese-like domain-containing protein 3
Exons: 4
Coding region: 164-643 (159 amino acids)
Cellular component (GO): mitochondrion
Molecular function (GO): thiosulfate-cyanide sulfurtransferase activity
Source: RefSeq, a predicted model, not a curated record